This is a messenger RNA of Dibothriocephalus latus, 372 nucleotides long. The record is from the annotation of a GenBank genome assembly. NCBI's taxonomy places the organism in Eukaryota, Metazoa, Platyhelminthes, Cestoda, Diphyllobothriidea, Diphyllobothriidae.
AUGCGUGAACUCCUGGGUCCUGAGUCUUUCUCGCACGCCCAAGAGAACAGUCCCCAGUCCCUGCGGGCCAUGUUCUCCUCCAUACCGGACGUAGAGAAGGAUGAUGAUAUGACGUGGAUCGACGCGACCCUCGAUGGCCCUGAAACCCAAAAGAUGCUUCUUUACUUCUUUCCGAUUGAAACAACAUUUGGACUCAUAAAGCCUGAGUCUGUGAUGCUGCAAGAGGAGCUUCUUGAAAUCAUCAGAGGCGCAGGCUUCAAGAUUGCUGCAAAGAAGGAAUACCAGUUGACGCCAGAUGAUCUGAAGGUCAUUUAUGCGCAAGCGAAGGAUAAACCCUUUUAUGAUGACCUCGUGGAAUAUAUGUCUCAGUGA